This is a messenger RNA of Petromyzon marinus (sea lamprey), 7674 nucleotides long. RefSeq names its product pre-mRNA processing factor 8 (gene PRPF8). Gene Ontology annotation, cellular component: U5 snRNP; catalytic step 2 spliceosome. Gene Ontology annotation, biological process: spliceosomal tri-snRNP complex assembly; mRNA splicing, via spliceosome. The record is from RefSeq and is a predicted model, not a curated record. Lineage: Eukaryota; Metazoa; Chordata; Hyperoartia; Petromyzontiformes; Petromyzontidae. Gene Ontology annotation, molecular function: U5 snRNA binding; U1 snRNA binding; pre-mRNA intronic binding.
GGAGGGGCGAGGGGGGGGGCGAGAGGCCCCCGCCCCCCACCCUCCCGCUCGCCAUCUUGUGUCGCGGUGCCCCACGAUGUUGGGCGACUCGGCUCGAGUUUGAUCCUCCGCGGCGGUGCAGAGAAGUUCGCCUCGCAACCCCCGGUGAGCGGCUCUGCGAAGGCGGGCGAGCGGGUUCUGCAGGGCUCCCGAGCCGAGGUGACCAUGGCGGGUUUCGGCUUCGCCGGAGUGCGAGGCCAGGUACCUGGGCCAGGCAACGCCACAGAGUUCAUGAGCGAAGAGCAGCUACAGGAGAAGGCCCGAAAAUGGCAGCAGCUGCAGACGAAGCGCUACUCGGAGAAGCGAAAGUUCGGCUUCGUUGACAUGCAGAAGGAGGACAUGCCUCCGGAGCACGUGCGGAAGAUCAUCCGCGAUCACGGCGACAUGACCAACCGCAAGUUCCGCCACGACAAGCGCGUGUACCUUGGCGCCCUCAAGUACAUGCCGCACGCGGUGCUCAAGCUACUGGAGAACAUGCCCAUGCCGUGGGAGCAGCUACGUGAUGUGUCGGUGCUCUACCACAUCACAGGCGCCAUCUCCUUCAUCAACGAAAUCCCCUGGAUCAUCGAGCCCGUCUACAUCUCACAGUGGGGCACGAUGUGGAUCAUGAUGCGGCGCGAGAAGCGCGAUCGACGGCACUUCAAGCGCAUGCGCUUCCCGCCGUUCGACGACGAGGAGCCGCCGCUGGACUACGCAGAUAACGUGAUGGACGUGGAGCCACUGGAGGCCGUGCAGAUGGAGCUGGACAUGGAGGAGGACUCUGCCGUGAGGGAAUGGUUCUACGACCAUCAGCCACUAAGGGACAGCCGCAAGUUUGUGAAUGGCACCACGUACCGGCGGUGGCAGUUCACACUCCCCAUCAUGUCGACGCUGUACCGGCUCGCCAACCAGCUUCUCACCGAUCUAGUGGACGGAAACUAUUUCUACCUGUUCGACUUGAAGGCAUUCUUCACCUCCAAGGCCCUGAACCUGGCCAUCCCUGGAGGGCCCAAGUUUGAGCCACUUGUGCGUGACGUCAACCUGCAGGACGAGGAUUGGAACGAGUUUAAUGACAUCAACAAGAUCAUCAUUCGGCAACAGGUCCGCACCGAGUACAAGAUCGCGUUCCCCUACCUCUACAACAACCUGCCGCACCACGUGCACCUCACCUGGUACCACACACCUAAUGUGGUGUUCAUCAAGACGGAAGACCCGGACUUGCCCGCCUUCUACUUUGAUCCUCUGAUCAACCCGAUCUCGCACAGGCAUGCCACUAAGAACCUAGACCCCGUGCUGGACGACGAAGAGGACUUUGAGUUGCCGGAUUUUGUGGAGCCGCUGCUGAAGGAGACGCCGCUGUACUCUGACAACACGGCCAACGGCAUCGCGCUGCUGUGGGCCCCGCGCCCCUUCAACCUGCGCUCGGGGCGUAUGCGCCGCGCCGUGGAUGUCCCUCUCGUCAAAACCUGGUACCGAGAGCACUGCCCCGCUGGGCAGCCCGUGAAGGUGAGGGUUUCCUACCAGAAGCUUCUCAAGUACUACGUGCUCAACGCACUCAAGCACAAGCCACCCAAAGCUCAGAAGAAGAGGUACCUCUUCCGCUCGUUCAAGGCGACCAAGUUUUUUCAGUCGACCAAGCUGGACUGGGUGGAGGUGGGACUGCAGGUGUGCAGGCAGGGGUACAACAUGCUCAACCUGCUCAUCCACCGCAAGAACCUCAACUACCUCCAUCUGGACUACAACUUCAACCUCAAGCCCGUCAAGACGCUCACCACCAAGGAGAGAAAGAAGUCUCGUUUUGGCAAUGCGUUCCAUCUGUGCCGUGAGGUCCUGCGUCUCACCAAGCUGAUCGUGGACAGCCACGUGCAGUACCGCCUCGGCAACGUGGACGCCUUCCAGCUGGCGGACGGCCUGCAGUACAUCUUCGCCCACGUGGGCCAGCUCACCGGCAUGUACCGCUACAAGUACAAGCUGAUGCGGCAGAUCCGCAUGUGCAAGGACCUCAAGCACCUCAUCUACUACCGCUUCAACACGGGUCCAGUGGGAAAGGGCCCUGGGUGCGGCUUCUGGGCACCAGGGUGGCGCGUGUGGUUGUUCUUCAUGCGCGGCAUCACCCCGCUGCUGGAGAGGUGGCUGGGAAACCUGCUCGCCCGACAGUUCGAGGGGCGACACUCCAAGGGCGUUGCCAAGACGGUGACGAAACAGCGCGUGGAGUCGCACUUCGACCUGGAGCUGCGCGCCGCGGUCAUGCACGACAUCCUGGACAUGAUGCCUGAGGGCAUCAAACAGAACAAGGCGCGCACCAUCCUGCAGCACCUGGGCGAGGCCUGGCGCUGCUGGAAGGCCAACAUCCCGUGGAAGGUGCCUGGCCUGCCAGCGCCCAUCGAGAGCAUGAUCCUGCGCUACGUGAAGGCCAAGGCAGACUGGUGGACCAACGCGGCGCACUACAACCGUGAGCGCAUCCGUCGCGGCGCCACCGUCGACAAGACCGUCUGCAAGAAGAACCUGGGCCGUCUCACUCGCCUCUACCUCAAGGCCGAGCAGGAGCGGCAGCACAAUUACCUCAAGGAUGGACCGUACAUCACGGCGGAGGAGGCGGUGGCCAUCUACACCACGACGGUGCACUGGCUGGAGAGCCGGCGCUUUUCGCCCAUCCCCUUCCCUCCGCUGUCGUACAAGCACGACACCAAGCUGCUCAUCCUGGCGCUGGAGCGGCUCAAGGAGGCCUACAGCGUGAAGUCGCGUCUGAACCAGUCUCAGCGCGAGGAGUUGGGUCUGAUCGAGCAGGCUUACGACAACCCUCACGAGGCUCUGUCUCGCAUCAAGCGUCACCUGCUCACACAGAGAGCCUUCAAGGAGGUGGGCAUCGAGUUCAUGGACCUGUACUCCCACCUGGUACCCGUGUACGACGUGGAGCCGCUGGAGAAGAUCACGGACGCCUACCUGGACCAGUACCUUUGGUACGAGGCCGACAAGCGCCGCCUCUUCCCGCCCUGGAUCAAGCCGUCCGACUCGGAGCCACCCCCUCUGCUCGUCUACAAGUGGUGCCAGGGCAUCAACAACCUGCAGGAUGUGUGGGACACGGCAGAAGGGGAGUGCAACGUGAUGCUGGAGUCUCGUUUCGAGAAGAUGUACGAGAAGAUCGACCUGACGCUGCUCAACAGGCUGCUGCGCCUUAUCGUGGAUCACAACAUCGCCGAUUACAUGACGGCCAAGAACAACGUCGUCAUCAACUACAAGGACAUGAACCACACGAACUCGUACGGCAUCAUCCGCGGGCUCCAGUUCGCCUCCUUCGUGGUGCAGUACUACGGGCUGGUGCUGGACCUGCUGGUGCUGGGCCUGCACCGCGCCAGCGAGAUGACGGGGCCCCCGCAGAUGCCCAACGAUUUCCUGUCCUUCCAGGACGUGGUCACCGAGUGCGCCCACCCCAUCCGCCUCUUCUGCCGAUACAUCGAGAAGAUCCACAUAUUCUUCCGGUUCACAGCGGAAGAGGCGCGCGACCUGAUCCAGCGCUACCUCACGGAGCACCCCGACCCCAACAACGAAAACAUCGUCGGCUACAACAACAAGAAGUGCUGGCCGCGCGACGCCAGGAUGCGUCUCAUGAAGCAUGACGUCAACCUGGGCCGGGCUGUGUUCUGGGACAUCAAGAACCGACUGCCACGCUCCGUCACCACGGUGCUGUGGGAGAACAGCUUCGUGUCGGUGUACAGCAAGGACAACCCCAACCUGCUGUUCAACAUGUGCGGCUUCGAGUGCCGCAUCCUGCCCAAGUGCCGAACCUCCUACGAGGAGUUUACUCACCGCGACGGCGUCUGGAACCUGCAGAAUGAGAUCACAAAGGAGCGCACGGCACAGUGCUUCCUGCGCGUCGACGACGAGUCGAUGCAACGGUUCCACAACCGCGUACGCCAGAUCCUCAUGGCUUCCGGCUCCACCACCUUCACCAAGAUCGUGAACAAGUGGAACACAGCCCUGAUCGGGCUGAUGACAUACUUCCGCGAAGCGGUGGUCAACACGCAGGAGCUGCUGGACCUGCUCGUCAAGUGCGAGAACAAGAUCCAGACGCGCAUCAAGAUCGGCCUCAACUCCAAGAUGCCCAGUCGCUUCCCGCCUGUCGUCUUCUACACGCCCAAGGAGCUGGGAGGCCUGGGCAUGCUCUCCAUGGGGCACGUGCUCAUCCCGCAGUCUGAUUUGAGGUGGUCGAAGCAGACGGAUGUGGGCAUCACCCAUUUCCGCUCGGGCAUGAGUCACGAGGAGGACCAACUGAUCCCCAACUUGUACCGCUACAUCCAGCCGUGGGAAAGCGAGUUCAUCGACUCGCAGCGCGUGUGGGCCGAGUAUGCCCUCAAGCGGCAGGAGGCCAUGGCGCAGAACAGGCGUCUGACGCUGGAAGAUUUGGAGGACUCAUGGGACCGCGGCAUCCCGCGCAUCAACACACUCUUCCAGAAGGACCGGCACACGCUCGCCUAUGACAAGGGCUGGAGGGUGCGCACAGACUUCAAGCAGUACCAGGUGCUGAAGCAGAACCCGUUCUGGUGGACGCACCAGCGGCACGACGGCAAGCUCUGGAACCUCAACAACUACCGCACGGACAUGAUCCAAGCCCUGGGCGGUGUGGAGGGCAUUCUGGAGCACACGCUCUUCAAGGGGACAUACUUCCCCACCUGGGAGGGUCUCUUCUGGGAGAAGGCGAGCGGCUUUGAGGAGUCGAUGAAGUACAAGAAGCUGACCAACGCCCAGCGCUCCGGUCUCAACCAGAUCCCCAACCGACGCUUCACCCUCUGGUGGUCGCCCACCAUCAACCGAGCCAACGUGUACGUGGGCUUCCAGGUGCAGCUUGACCUGACCGGCAUCUUCAUGCACGGCAAGAUUCCCACGCUCAAGAUCUCGCUCAUCCAGAUUUUCCGCGCCCAUUUGUGGCAGAAGAUCCACGAGAGCGUGGUGAUGGACCUCUGUCAGGUGUUCGACCAGGAGCUGGACGCGCUGGAGAUAGAGACGGUGCAGAAGGAGACGAUCCACCCGCGCAAGUCCUACAAGAUGAACUCGUCGUGCGCCGACAUCCUGCUGUUCGCCGCCUACAAGUGGAACGUGUCCCGGCCCUCGCUGCUCGCCGACUCCAAGGACGUGAUGGACAGCUCGACCACUCAGAAGUACUGGCUGGACAUACAGCUGCGCUGGGGCGAUUAUGACUCUCACGACAUUGAGCGCUACGCACGCGCCAAGUUCCUGGACUACACCACGGACAACAUGAGUAUCUACCCGUCCCCCACCGGCCUGCUCAUUGCCAUAGACUUGGCCUACAACCUGCACAGUGGCUACGGCAACUGGUUCCCGGGCAGCAAGCCGCUCAUCCAGCAGGCGAUGGCCAAGAUCAUGAAGGCGAACCCGGCCCUCUACGUGCUGCGCGAGCGCAUCCGCAAGGGCCUGCAGCUGUACUCGUCCGAGCCCACCGAGCCGUACCUCUCCUCGCAGAACUACGGGGAGCUCUUCUCCAACCAGAUCAUCUGGUUCGUGGAUGACACCAACGUCUACAGAGUCACCAUCCACAAGACGUUCGAGGGUAAUUUGACCACGAAGCCCAUCAACGGAGCCAUCUUCAUCUUCAACCCGAGAACCGGACAGCUCUUCCUCAAGAUCAUCCACACGUCCGUGUGGGCCGGACAGAAGCGUCUCGGUCAGCUGGCCAAGUGGAAGACGGCCGAGGAGGUGGCUGCGUUGAUUCGUUCACUGCCCGUGGAGGAGCAGCCGAAGCAGAUUAUCGUGACGCGCAAGGGCAUGCUGGACCCGCUCGAGGUGCAUCUCCUCGACUUCCCCAACAUCGUCAUCAAGGGCUCCGAGCUGCAGCUGCCCUUCCAGGCCUGCCUCAAGGUGGAGAAGUUUGGUGACCUCAUCCUGAAGGCCACCGAGCCUCAGAUGGUUCUGUUCAACCUCUACGACGACUGGCUGAAGACCAUCUCGUCGUACACGGCGUUCUCCCGUCUCAUCCUGAUCCUGCGCGCGCUGCACGUCAACAACGACCGCACCAAGGUGAUCCUGAAGCCGGACAAGACUACGGUCACCGAGCCGCACCACAUCUGGCCCACGCUCACCGACGAGGAGUGGAUCAAGGUGGAGGUGGCCCUCAAGGACCUCAUCCUUGCCGACUACGGAAAGAAAAACAACGUGAACGUGGCGUCACUCACACAGUCGGAGAUCCGUGACAUCAUCUUGGGCAUGGAGAUCUCGGCGCCGUCUCAGCAGCGGCAGCAGAUCGCCGAGAUCGAGAAGCAGACGAAGGAGCAGUCGCAGCUCACGGCCACGCAGACGCGCACCGUCAACAAGCACGGCGACGAGAUCAUCACGUCCACCACGAGCAACUACGAGACGCAGACCUUCGCCUCCAAGACCGAGUGGCGUGUCCGCGCCAUCUCCGCCACGAACUUGCACCUCCGCACGAACCACAUCUACGUGUCGUCGGAUGACAUCAAGGAGACCGGCUUCACCUACAUCCUGCCCAAGAACGUCCUCAAGAAGUUCAUCUGCAUCUCGGACCUGCGCGCCCAGAUCGCUGGAUACCUGUACGGGACGAGCCCUCCCGACAAUCCGCAGGUCAAGGAGAUCCGCUGCAUCGUCAUGGUGCCGCAGUGGGGCACUCACCAGACCGUGCACCUGCCCAACCAGCUCCCACAGCACGAGUACCUCAAGGAGAUGGAGCCCCUGGGUUGGAUCCACACUCAGCCCAACGAGUCGCCACAGCUCUCACCGCAGGACAUCACCACGCACGCUAAGAUCAUGGCCGACAAUCCCUCGUGGGACGGCGAGAAGACCAUUGUCAUCACGUGCAGCUUCACGCCGGGCUCCUGCAGCCUCACGGCGUACAAGCUGACGCCCAGCGGCUACGAGUGGGGCCGCUCCAACACGGACAAGGGGAACAACCCCAAGGGGUACCUCCCCUCGCACUACGAGCGCGUGCAGAUGCUGUUGUCCGACCGCUUUCUCGCAUUCUUCAUGGUACCGUCGCAAGGCUCCUGGAACUACAACUUCAUGGGCGUGCGUCACGAUGCAAACAUGAAGUAUGACCUGCAGUUGGCGAACCCGCGCGAGUUCUACCACGAAGUGCACCGUCCCUCCCACUUCCUCAACUUCGCCUCCAUCCAGGACGGAGAGACAUUCAACGCCGACCGCGAGGACGCCUACGCCUAGUUGGGGGGUGGUGGGCCCCUUCUUACCCCCCCAGUUAGCCCAGCCACCUGAAGAGGCGACCGCUUCGUGAAUUGCUCGGCCAGGUUUUGGCGGUCCGUUUUACUGCAUGGGUUGGCCCCGAUGGCUGACAGGGGACGCCACAUGUGUGAUCGUUACAAAAUCGGGAUGUACAUAACCAUCACGCGCCGCGCGCUAAGUCCACACAGCAAUGAGGUGUGGUGCUAUACUUAGAUUAGAUGUGUUUUGUUAUUUCGUUGCAUUGUUUUUGUUCUCUGAUCAGCCGUGACUUUUCCAAGAUCGUAGAGCGGAAGUUAAUUGAACUCUGCUUUGGCUCGAGUGGAGUGGUAUUAUUUUUACCUAAGGUUGGCGUAUAGACGUAUGUUUUAAGAUGUGAGUAGUUCCCGGUGGCUUAUUAAAGCGCAAUGUGUAUUUUCUUCACACAAUGACCAAUAAAAUUAUGAUAAUGAA